Molecule: messenger RNA, 2282 nt
Organism: Ilex paraguariensis (yerba mate)
Lineage: Eukaryota; Viridiplantae; Streptophyta; Magnoliopsida; Aquifoliales; Aquifoliaceae
Source: the annotation of a GenBank genome assembly
GUGCAAGUUGGCAGACAGGCCCCGGUACUCUCUCUCUCUCUCACACACACACACACACACACAGUCUCUAUGAAAAUUUGAUGAAGUCGUCCUUUUGUGGAAUGUGGAAACAUCAAAGAUGGAAAAGGAGACUAAAGAUCUAUUCAACCCUACAACACAGUCCACAAUAUCAUUGUCAAUUCAACCUGGUCUCUACGAAUAUUGCUAUAACAAGACACGCAAAGAAUGGCCAACUCCAAAUAGCUCGAAAACUGUUCGACGAAAUGCGUGAACGAACCGUUGUCUCAUGGAACACUAUGAUUUCUGGCUACUCUAAAUGGGGAGAUUUCAAUGAAUCUCUUAGUCUAGUUUCAGCUAUGCACCGAACCAACAUGAAGCUCAAUGAGAGCACUCUUUCUUCAGUACUAAGUGUGUGUGCUCAUUCGCAGUCAUUAAAUAAUGGUAAGCAAAUUCAGUGCCUUCUUCUGAAAUCUGGGUUUGAGAAUUAUGAGCUUGUGGGUAGUGCUUUGUUGUAUUGUUAUGCGAAUUCUUUUGAGAUUGAGGAAGCAAGAAAAGUGUUUGAUUUGUUGCAUGAAAGGAAUGAGUUGUUAUGGAGUUUGAUGCUUGUCGGUUAUGUGCAAUGCAAUUUAUUGAAUGAUGCUUUGUAUGUUUUUAAUAGAAUGCCAAAACGUGACGUUAUUGCGUGGACAACGUUACUUUCGGGUUAUUCGAAGAGUGAGGGUGGUUGUGAGAAGGCUUUGGAGUUGUUUUGGUUGAUGAGGGAUAGCAGUGAAGCUGUACCAAAUGAGUUCACAUUUGAUUGUGUUAUACGGGCUUGUGGUAGAGUUGGUGUUUUGCACGAGGGAAGGGCUGUUCAUGGGCUUGUGAUACGAUAUGGGUGCGAGUUGGAACAUUCAAUUACCUGUGCACUGGUUGAUUGUUAUUGUAAUUGUAAAGCUAUGGACGAUGCCAAGAGAGUUUAUGACAGGCUGGUAAAUCCGUGUUUAAAUGAUUCAAAUAUGCUGAUUGGAGGGCUUGUAAUGCUCGGUAGGAUUGAAGAAGCCAAAAUUAUCUUUGAUGAUUUGGCUGAAAGAAAUCCUGUUUCAUAUAAUUUGAUGAUUAAAGGGUAUGCUGUGAGUGGACAAGUUGAGGUUUCAGAAAGGUUGUUUCUAGAAAUGCCUUGUAGAACUUUAGCUUCCUCAAAUACUAUGAUUUCUGUGUAUUCCAGGAGCGGAGAAAUUGAUAAGGCUUUGAAACUUUUUGACGAAACAAAAGGGGAAGGAAACACUGUGACGUGGAAUUCAAUGAUCUCAGGUUACAUUCAAAAUGGUUUGCACGAAGAGGCCCUAAACCUAUAUAUAACGAUGCUCAGAUUAUCAAUGUGGCAAAGUAGAUCGACUUUCUCUGCACUGUUUCAUGCAUGUUCAUGUCUUGGAUCUCUUCAACAAGGACAACUACUUCACGCCCAUUUGGCUAAAACGCCAUUUGAAUCCAAUGUUUAUGUUGGAACAGCCCUUAUUGAUAUGUACUCCAAAUGUGGGAGCAUUGCUGAUGCUCGAGCUUCCUUUAUUAGCAUAUCUUAUCCCAAUGUGGCAGCUUGGACGGCUCUCAUUAAUGGGUAUUCACAUCACGGGCUUGGAUCUGAGGCAAUCUUACUCUUUGAGCAUAUGUUGGAGCAAGAGGUGGACCCAAAUGGAGCAACGUUUGUUGGUGUCUUGUCUGCUUGUAUUCGUGCAGGUUUGGUCAAAGAGGGGUUGAGGUUUUUCCAGUCAAUGAAAGGAUGUUAUGGCAUAACCCCAACCUUGGAACACUUCACAUGUGCAGUAGAUCUUCUUGGUCGAGCAGGCCAUCUAAGAGAAGCUGAGGAACUUAUAAAAGAGAUGCCAAUUAAAGCGGAUAAGGUCAUCUGGGGGGCAUUGCUUAAUGCUUGUUGGUUCAGGAUGGACAUGGAAGCAGGUGAGAGGGUGGCUGAAAAGAUGCUUAGUUUGGACCCUAAGCCUAUAUCUGCUUAUAUUAUUUUGUCCAACAUAUAUUCAGGAUUGGGUAGGUGGAGGGAGAAGAUGAAGGUCAGGAAGAUAAUAAGGGGCUUGGAAGUGAAGAAAGAUCCUGGGUGUAGUUGGAUUGAGCUGAACAACAGAGUUCAUGUGUUCUCCGUGGAAGAUAGAACCCAUCCAUACUUUGAUGUUAUUUGCGCAACUUUGGAGUAUCUAACCACUAAUGUUAACUCCACUGUUCAAUAUGACGAUUUUUUUUCAUCAAUAACAGAUGCUAGAAUAUUCAGUGCAACAUUCUGUCAUAACUAA